Molecule: messenger RNA, 5002 nt
Organism: Dermatophagoides farinae (American house dust mite)
Lineage: Eukaryota; Metazoa; Arthropoda; Arachnida; Sarcoptiformes; Pyroglyphidae
Source: RefSeq, a predicted model, not a curated record
CAUCGAUGAGACUCUUUUAUUGCUCAAUUUCGAUUUUCCAUUUGACAAUUUGAUUUAAAAGUUUUUUUUGUUACUGAUCUCAUCAUGGACAAAGAAAAAAAUCCGUCCCAAGUGACCAUUAUUUCCGAUCGUUUUCAAUCACUAGAAUCGGAAAUUAAUCGUCUAAUCGGUGUGGUUGACAAGAAAAAUGUAACGUUAAAUGAUCUCAAUUUUCAUAAUCAAAAUCUUACAAAAGAAAACAAUGAAAUAAAAAUGGAAUUAUCAAACAUUCGAACCAAUUGUCAUGAUCAACUUUUGAGUCUUAAAAAUUUAUUGCAUAAUGAACCAAACGCGAAUGAUCAGAUAAUCAAUAUGAUUGAUAAGAUCAUCGAGAAUACCAAUUCGAAUCGAGCAAUUUCGAAUGAUCAAGAUGUUUUCAUUGAAAUGAUUGAAUCAAAAUCGAAAUUAUUUCAAUGUGAAAAUGAGCUGCCUUGUUUACGUGAUAAAAAUGAAAUUCUUGAAAAAAUAAUCGAAUCAAAAACUAAUUAUAUGAAUGAUUUGCAAAAAUUUACAAGUGAACAACGUGAAAAACAUGAAACAAUUGUUGAAUCAUUGAAAAAUGAAUUGAAAAUUCAAAAUCAAACCAAUGAUAAGACACGCCUGGAACUUGAAGAUUCACGAUCCAAAUGUCAAACAUUGGAAAUUCAAUUGAAUGAAUCCAAGCAGCAAAUUGCUGGAUUAACCGACAAGCUACAAACCAAUGAAGAAAAUUAUCAAAAAAUACACAAUGAAUUUGAAGAAAAAUAUCAAAUUAAAAUCAAUGAAUGUGAUAAUUUACGAUUGGAAAUUGAACAGUUGAACGCGGUUUUUGAAAAAUCCAAAACAGAAAUGUUGGAAAAAUAUUUGGAAAAAUUCUAUCCAAACAUCUCAAUGUUUAGCCACAUAUUUGAUCGUAAUCGUUCAAUAAGUCAACUUUAUUCACAAUUUUUACAGACAGAAACUAUGAAUAAGAAUCUUGUGAUUGAGAAAUCUGUACUUGAAGAACGUGUUCAAUCAUUGUCCAAGCAAUUAGACGAUAUGGAACAAUCUACUGCAACAUUGAUGAAAGAAAUACAACGCGUGAAACGAAUGGAAGAUAAAAUGCUGAAAAUUGAGAUUGAAAAUAAAGAAUUGGCCAUUUCCUUGAAGUUCUAUAAAAAUUCCGCUCUCUCCCUACACAAUGGUGCAAAAAUGUUUCAUGAUAAUUUUCAGAAUCUUUCCAAAAAAAUCGAUGUCCUUGUUAAACAUGAAACAAAUCAAAUUAAUGAUCAAAACACUGUCCCUGGUGAUGGCAAUGAUGAUUCUACCGGAAUGUUGGCCUUGAAAUAUGUAAUGGAACUGCAGAAUAAAUUUCAGGAAUUUCAUCAACUACAAACUGAAUUUGAAAAGCAAAAAUUGAAUUUUAUAAAUGAAAAACAGAAUAUUAUUGAAAAUGAAAAUCGUAUCGAUCUAUUGACACAACGAUUAGAGAUGUUGGAAAUGGAGAAACAACAAUGGCAAGCUCGGAAUGACUUACUACAUAGUGAAUAUGAAGUACUCAAAAGCUUGAUGGCCAAUAUGAAAACUGAAUCACGUGAUGAGAAAAUUCAAUCACAACGAAUAAUCAACGAUUUACAAGCAGCGAAUGAAUCAUUACGUACGUCUAUAGAACAAUCGAAUGCAAAACUCACUGAAUGUGAUGCCGAAUUGAAAACAUUGAAAUCGAUUAACGAUGAAUUGGAAAGACAACGAAAAUUGCAAUCAGAAAAGCUUGAUUCAAUGGAAAAACAAUCAAAAUCACAAUCGCAACGUUUGAAACAAUUGGAACAAUCAAAUAAUGAAUUACGAAAAAUGAAUGAAACAUUACAACAAUCGAAAGAUAUGGCUGAAAAAAAUUGGCAUAUACUGUCCGAACAAGCAGCGGAUUAUCGUCAACGUUCGCUACGAAUGGAAAUUGAAUUGAAUAGUUGUAAAUCUGAAUUGGAAUCAUUGAAACAACGACAACGAUAUUUUGUGGAACGUUUAUCGUCAUUAUAUAAUGACACUGGACGUACAGACCGUUUGGCAAUUAUUAUUGAAUCGCUCACCGAGAACAAAUGUUUAAUUGAUGAUGAAUUAUUGCAUUCAAUCGGAAGAAUGAAAAUGGAUCAUGAAAAUCUUAGUGAAUCAUUUGAAAAACAACGUGAACAAUGGAAUAAUGAAAAAUUGAUUUUCAUUGAAAACGCUUCACAAUUGGAAACGAAUCUACGAAAUGAGAUAAAUCGUAAUUUAGAAUUGGAAAAUCGGUUUCUAUCACAACAUCAACAACAAGAUAAUGAAAUGGCUGAAAGAUUUGAAGUAUUGACAAAAGAAUUGAAUGAAUUGAAACAAAAACGAUUGACAUCUAAUCACGAAAAUCAAGAAUUAUUACAAGAAAAGUUACGAAUUGAAUCUGAAUUUGCCGUAGUGAAUGCUGAGAAAUCUCGACUUUUAGCCGAAAUAAAUCUUGUAGAAACGGAAUCGAAAAUGAAAAUCAACCAACAACAGUCCAAAAUGACAAAAGAAAUUGAACGUUAUCAACAGGAAUUGCAAGAUUUACAAACAACGGUAUUAAUGGCAAAAAAUUUAUCGAUUGAAAUAUUGGAAAAGAAAAUUGAAAUCAUUACAAAAACCAAUGAAGAAUUACAAAAAGAAUUAUCAUUGAAUAAAAGUGAUAAAUAUCAACACGAAUUACGUUUGUCACAAAUGGAAUUGGAAUCGUUACGAGAAAAAACCAAACGAUUGAAACAGCAAGCAGAUGAAUGGCAAAAACAACAUAAAAAUGAACAAAUAAAAUUGAUCGAAUUGAAAAGAGAAAAAUCAACCGAAUCAAAACGUUAUGAUGAAAGAUUAAAAGCGUUACGAUCAAAUGUGGAACAAUUACACUCGGAAAAAUUGGAAUUAAUCCAAGCAAAUGAAAAACUUAAUCAUGAUCUAGGCCAAUCGAUUCGUUCGUUGCAGAACAAUGAUCCUGAUGUCUCAACGUUAAAAAAUGUGAUUGAAAAUCUAACUGGACAGAAUAAAUCCCUGUUGGAUAAAUUGAAAACAUUUGAUUUGCACGAUGAACGCCACCAGAAUGAAAUGGAUUCACUGCGUAUGACAAUCAUUAAUCUUGAACAAUCUGUCCAACGUGAAAAACAUGAAUAUGAACAAAUGAAACAAUUAUUAAUGAAGCAACAAGAAUGUGAACAGAAAACCAGAAAAUCUACUAUGCAAGAAAAUGAGUUUCAAGAAUAUUUACAAAAAAUUCGUAAUGAUAAUGAUGAAUUAUCACGAAAAUGUCAACAAUUAUCAAUUGAAAUUGAACGUUUACAUCAGGAAGAUUCACGUGAAAAGGUUGCCGAUGCUGGAAUGAUUGCAACAUUACAAUCUCGAUUACAGCAAGCUGAAUCUUAUGCCCAUGAAUUGGAAACAAAACUUUCAGAAUUGAAUGUUAAACAUCAAAAAAGUGAACAAGAAUCUAUUGAAAUUCGGGCAAAAUAUCAACAACAAACACUGGAAUUGGAAUCAUUACGCAAAGAAUUGGCUACAAUGCAAGAAAAAUCUAGCAAACAACAUGAUGAAUCAGAAAAACAAAUUGAAUCAAUUCGAAAUGAGCUAUCCUCUUUACAGACUAUGAAUCAUCAAUUGAAAAAUCUGGCACGUAAAUAUAAAUCACAAUGUGAACAAUAUCAAAAACAACAGCAGCUACAACAAUCUGGUUCUAAAGAUAAUCAGCAACAACAACAACAACAGCUCGAUACGGAUAAUAAGAAUGAAUUAGAAACACGUAUUCAAAAUCUUCAAAGUGAAAAUGAAAAAUUACGUGAAAAAAUUGAACAAUUAGAACAAGAAAUCAAUCAACUUCAACAACAAGCUGAACAAUCUAGGCAAAAAGCACGAUCAAUUGGACAACAAGCAAAAAAUCGUUUAUCAAAUAUGGAUAAAUUAUUAAAUGAACGUGAUAAAGAAAUUAAUUUUCUACGAUCAAUUUUAUCGGAUAAAUCGAAAAUUAUGGAUCCAUCCAGUAAUGUAGUUACUGGUGAUCAACCAUCGAUUGCUGGUAGUAGUCACAAUAACACUGGUCAAUCGGUUAGCUCGACAAUUGUAUCAGCAUCAUCCAAUCAUAAUUUACAUCGACAACAACAACCAAGUACAUCUUCAUCAUCAUCAUCAUCAACGACAACGAUGACAUCGACAACAAAGAUAUUGAAUCUAAUAAAUCGUCAUCAACCAACAUCUAGUUCUGGUAGCCAUAAUGAUGAUCAUGAUUUGGAUAAUAAUCGUUUACAAUCAGCACAAAUAUCGUCACAUACAACAUCAAUGAUGGAUGAUAAUUCUAUGGAGUCAAUUCAAUCAUCAACAUCAACAUUUUUUCCAGCAACAACAAACAUACCAUCAACAUCAUCAAUGAAUAAUCUUCAUAAACGAAGAUUUCAAUCAUCAUCUAAUGAUGAUCAUCCAGAUAUUGGCCUAAAGAUUGCUAAAAAGAAACGUAAUGAUAAUAAUACCGGCAGCAGCAGUAAUAUGGUAGAUUCUGGUAAUCAAAUGGUUACUAUUCAACAACAACAACAACAACAAGAAUCAUCACACCAGCAAUCAUUAGAUAAUCCAAAUUCUGAUGGUAAUGAUGAAGAAGAUGAAAUGCAAGAAGAAGCUGGACAAUCAUCAUCAUCGAAUGUCAUACAAAUUGAUGAUGAUGAUGAUGAUGAUGAUAAUGACCAAAUUGAACAAAAUAAUGAACAAGAACAAAUUGUUGAUCAGUCACAUCAACAGCUUGAACCAGAAGAUCAAGAAGAAGAUCAUCAUACUGAAUCCAAUGAUGGUUCAUAUCCAUUUGUUGUCAACGCUUCAUCCAGUAAUAAUAAUAAUGAUGAUAAUAAUCAAUGAGUGGCGAAAAAUUUUUGAUUCAAAAAUUUUAUUCGAUCUCUCAUUUUUUUUUAUUUUUACAAAGAAAUAAUGAUAAUAAUGGUGGAACUUGUUGAGAAUUUAGCAAGAGGCUUGGAAG